AUGACGGACACUAUUUACACGUCGUCCUACCCGUCUGUCCCUAUUUGUCGUCGUUCUAUCUUCACUCACCUCCUUGGUGUCUCUUCGUCUUCCCCAGGCACAGUCGGUGGUUUCCCCGCUUCAUCACCUGCAUUCAUAGAUGCUCUUUCCGGUACAACAAUCUCUCGUGGAACAUUUCGCUCAUAUGCUCUUCAGUUAGCAUUCUCUCUUCACAAUCUUCCAUCACCGCUAGAGAACCGCACCAAGACAGUGCUCAUUUUCUCUCCCAAUUCAAUCACGUGGCCCAUCAUGACAUUUGGCGCAGUGGCCGCUGGCUUCCGCGCGACGCUUGCAAACAGCGCAUAUACGCCAGAUGAACUAAAGUAUCAAUACGUUGAUGCAGGAGCUCAUCUUGUAUUCGCCCACCCUUCGCUGGUUGGGACAGCCCGGACUAUGCUAAGGUCCCUUGGAUGCUCCGAGCAGGAAAUACGUAGCCGUGUCAUCGUAGCUGGGGUUCAGUGGAUCACAGGUGCCAAAGAUGUAUCUGUUCCGGGUCUGAAAGACCUUGUGGCUAUAACUCAACUACUUGGUCGUGGCGAGCUCACGGAAGAAGUCAGCUUCGAUGGCGAACGGUCAAACGAAACUGUAUAUCUCUGCUACUCCUCUGGCACAACAGGUCAACCAAAGGGUGUCGAGACCACACAUUACAAUCUCAUCUCUGUCCUCGAGAUACUCAAACCUGUCUGGCCCGAUUCUAAGCCAUGCCUUACCCCGUCCAUCCCUGCACAAGGCGGUGUAGAUGUGCUCUUUGGGUGCCUGCCCUAUUAUCACAUCUAUGGCGGAGUCAAACUUCUCCAUUUGCCGUUAUUCUUAGGUGUACCUGGGGUUGUCAUGGCAGGCUUCGACCCCGAUGGCUUCUGUGCCGCUAUCGCAAGAUAUCGCGUGACAGUCGGCUUUGUUGUCCCUCCGAUGCUAGUAGUAUUUGCGAGACACCCAGCUAUUCAGAAACAUGACCUCACCUCCCUCAAGAUUCUCUUCUCAGGUGCCGCACCCCUCGGUGCCGAGCUUGUCUCGACCGUGAUGAAGCGUAUGAAAAGCAUGCGCGCAGAUGUAAAUAUUCUACAAGGCUAUGGCCUCACAGAAACUUCACCGACGGUAUUCCUCCUCCCUGUUCCCGACGCCAGCAGUCACAUUGGGGCAGCAGGAGUACUGCUUCCAAACUUGGAGGUCAGACUUGUUGGCGAAGCUGAAGGCGAAGCACACACAGAUAUCCCAGGCGCUGGUGAGGUAUGGGUGAGAGGGCCGACGAUCAUGAAGGGAUACCUAAACAACCCCACUGCAACUACUGAAGCUAUUACGCCUGAUGGGUGGUUCAAGACUGGUGAUAUCGGCGUGCGGGACAAAGAUGGAUUCUACACAAUUGUAGACCGGAAAAAGGAAUUGAUCAAAUAUAAGGCGAGGCUUCCAAGUGCGACCACCCAACUGAUAGCUAAUGUGUCAGUUCCUCCCGCUGAGCUCGAGUCAGUGCUGUUACAGCACGCCGAGGUCGCAGACGCAGCCGUAAUUGGGAUUGAGAGUAAGGAGGAAGCAACGGAAUUACCUCGCGCAUAUAUAACGCCUUCUCGCCCGCUUUCCUCCCAGGAAGCGUCUUCAUUCGCACUAGGUGUCCAAAACUGGGUUUCACAGCGUGUGGCGCCACACAAACGGCUAAGAGGAGGAGUUGUCAUCAUCGACAAGGUUCCGAAGAGUGCUGCCGGAAAGAUCCUUCGUCGUGAACUUCGCGAGCGCGCGAAGACGGAUGUUGCGGUGGGACAAUUGAAACCUCGCGCAAAGCUCUAA
Suillus subalutaceus is the source of this 1818-nucleotide messenger RNA. RefSeq names its product AMP binding protein. Gene Ontology annotation, molecular function: CoA-ligase activity. The transcript is spliced from 9 exons. NCBI's taxonomy places the organism in Eukaryota, Fungi, Basidiomycota, Agaricomycetes, Boletales, Suillaceae. Gene Ontology annotation, biological process: secondary metabolic process. The coding region runs from base 1 to 1818 and encodes 605 amino acids. The record is from RefSeq and is a predicted model, not a curated record.